Messenger RNA from Eruca vesicaria subsp. sativa (arugula), 1062 nucleotides. The record is from the annotation of a GenBank genome assembly. Lineage: Eukaryota; Viridiplantae; Streptophyta; Magnoliopsida; Brassicales; Brassicaceae.
AUGCAUGAUCUGAUCUCCUCCUCUUCAUCUCCAUCAAUCAUGGACGACAGAGACAACAACAUUCCUAGAUUCGACUGGGAUCUCUCCCUCUCCGCCGUCGUGUCCUCUCCUCCCACCGGAACCGACGCUAUCGGAGCCAUCGAGUUCGAUCCAAAUGGAGAAAUAUUAGCCACAGGAGGGAUCGCAAGAAAGAUCAGACUGUAUCGUUUAAACUCUUUAUUGUUAGGGACGUCACGUGAUGGUCACGUGGAGAGCUGUUGCAUCUGCACGCCGGCUAAGCUUAGUAGUCUAAAAUGGAGACCCGACUUAUCCGGUCGGGUUAUCGGGUCGGGAGAUUACGAUGGAGUUGUCACAGAGUACGACGUGGAGAGAGGAGUGCCUGUUUUCGAGAGAGACGAGCAUGGAGGGAGGAAGAUUUGGAGCGUUGACUACACGCUCCACAACGGUUCCGUUUUAGGCGCGUCUGGCUCUGAUGAUGGAACGGUUCAAAUGUGGGACCCGCGAGAUGGAGGUUUGGUGGAAACGGUUAGGCCUGGAGGUGGAGGAGCAGCGAUCUGUUCGGUUGAGUUUGAUCGACAUUUCUUAGCCGUUGGAUGUGCUGACCGGAAUGCUUACGUGUACGACAUCAGAAGACUCGUUGACCCGAUAUUCGUGUUAGACGGUCAUACUAAAACGGUGACGUACGCUCGUUUCAUGGAUCAACACACGAUCGUCACGGGUUCCACUGAUGGGAGUUUGAAGCUGUGGGAUAUAGCUAACGGACCGCGCGUGGUUCGCACGUGUCGAGGACAUGUUAACAGCAGGAAUUUUGUCGGGUUGUCUGUUUGGAGGCAUGGUGGUUUGGUUGUGUCUGGUUCGGAGAAUAAUGAAGUGUUUGUGUAUGAUAAGAGGUGGGGAGAACCGGUUUGGGUGCGUGAGUUGGGUGGUCAAAGGGACCGGUUUGGGUCUGACCGUCGGUUUGUGAGUAGUGUGUGUUGGAGACAGGUUGAUGAAGAUUGGUGCACGCUUGUGGCUGGAGGAUCCGAUGGGGUUUUAGAGGUUUUCUCAGGCAAAAGAAACUAA